This is a messenger RNA of Brienomyrus brachyistius, 730 nucleotides long. RefSeq names its product G-protein coupled receptor family C group 5 member B-like. The transcript is spliced from 2 exons. The record is from RefSeq and is a predicted model, not a curated record. The coding region runs from base 181 to 627 and encodes 148 amino acids. NCBI's taxonomy places the organism in Eukaryota, Metazoa, Chordata, Actinopteri, Osteoglossiformes, Mormyridae. Gene Ontology annotation, cellular component: intracellular membrane-bounded organelle; signaling receptor complex; extracellular exosome. Gene Ontology annotation, molecular function: protein kinase activator activity; protein kinase binding.
AUAUUUGGGCUCUGUGGCCUCAGCCUGGGAUACAUCGCUGAGCACCAAGAGAGCCUCUGCUUCGCCCGGCGUGUCCUGAGGGGGGUGUUGCUUGCUGUCUGCAACACCUGCCUAGUGUUCCAGGGUCUGCGACUGCGCCGGUUGGGACAAGGUGCUCAUAGCCCCAGCACAGGUCAACUGAUGGGGCUGGCGGUGGCCUUGGCCGUGUUGGAUCCGGAGUGGAUCCUUCUAGCCACGAUGUCCACGUGCCAGCCAGCCUGUGAAUACCAGCCGCUGGACUUUGCGCUGGCCACCACGUAUGUGCUGGUCCUGCUCCUGGCAGCACUGGUGGGGGCGGCCUGCAGUCUGUGGAGGCAGCAGCCACGGUGGAGGUGCAGGACCGCGUGGCUGCUCAUCACCUGCCUGGCCUCAGUCCUGCUGUGGGUGGCCUGGAUCACCUUCUGCCUGUAUGGCAACGCGGCGCUUGGCCUGUCCCCAACAUGGGACAACCGGGUACAGGCAGUGGUGCUGCUGGCACAGGCAUGGCUGCUCAUACUGCUGCACGCUGCUCCUGAGGUCCACGUCACCUUACGGCCCCCGUCCCGCAUGAGAGAGGCCAGUUUAGAGGAGGGCCUUUCUCACCUGUAGUUUGGAGCAAACCGGGACUUCGUGUUCAGUGACAACAACUCAGGUGUCCUCCCCAGCCCCCAGGAAACACUACAUUUUAAAUAAAUUAUAUAUAUAUAUAUCA